AUGGCAGGCAGGGACGUGGACGGCCAGGGGCCGGUUUGGAGGAGCGGCGCGGCGCGGGGUCCGGGAGCCCCGGGCGGGCCAGGGAGCGAGGCGGCCGCCGACUGCCCCGAGCCGCUGUCCACUGCUGAAGCGCCGGCGGAUGGCGCCGCGCUGCCCGCCUGGAUGCGCCUUUACUUCUACGGGAUGCACGGCAUCACCCUGGACGUGCUGGUGUCCUCAGCCUGGCGCUUCGCUCGCAGCCCGGACCUGCGGAUGCUCGGCUUCUCCUCGCCCUACCGUUGCCUCUUGCACUCGCUCACGCACUUCGCCCUGGAGAAGGUCUACCAGCAGCAACCGCGCUGCCCCAGCGCCUUCCUCUUCAAUUUCCUCGUCUACCCCUCUGCCCACGUGGGGCUGCAGACCCUGGCCGGCCAGGCACUGCUGCUGAGCCUGGGUGGCGGGCCGGCGGCGCCGGGGGCUCUGGAGCUGGCGCUGCAAUACGUGCUGGCUCUCUACCACUGCCAAGUGUUCCUGAAGCGCUUCCUGCGCUUGCGGUACGCGGGGUGGCAGCGCCAGGGCGCGCUCACGGUUGCUCCCGGCGCCCGGACCCCGGCAGCAGCUGGUGACCGACGGCGACAGCCCCGAGACCCCAGGGGUACGGAAGGAGGCCCCACUCGGGGGCUGCCUGACCUGCUACGGUUCCUGUUCUUCGGAAUGCACGGCUUUCUGGAUGAGAUCUUUUUCACCUUCUUUUUCAACGUGCUGGGGCAGGGGGCCGGCGCCACCAGCGGUCACACCUCGCUCUGGUCUUUCUUUAUGUAUGGCAGUUGCAGUUUUGUGGUGGAAAAGCUCUACUUCCACCUCUACUACAGCCGCGGGUGGGGCACGUGGAAGCGGGUGCCCAUCUAUGUGAUCUUCAUCUACGCGUGGGAGUUGUCCUGGGGUCUGGGACUUCGCACCUGCGGGGCUUGUUCCUGGGACUACUCUCACUACCCACUCAAUUUCAUGGGCCUCAUCACCCUGAUGUAUUUACCUGGUUGGGUAUUCCUCAGUGUAUACCAGGACCUGCUUUCCAACGUGUUGUGGCGGGUGCAGUAUGUCCCAGCUAACUAAGCCACUACUACUUCUACACACACACACACACACACACACACACACACACACACACGGCAUUGGAUUCCCAAGAAUGAAUGUGAUUUAUUUUUACACAUUUAAAAGAGUGGUAUUUUUAGCCUUUUAGUUUUUAUACGCUUUACUAAACUCUUCCAAUAUUUUAGUCGAGCUUGUAGUUUUUCUAUGAGAAGUCUAUGUAUAAUACAAUUACUUCGAACUAUUACUCGAAAAAAAUAACCCAAAGUACUUAACUCCUGAAAAACUUUAAAAGCCCAACAGCAAAACCAUUAGAUCUUAACAUCGGAAAGAUAGAGUUUUCUCCUAUCUGGGGAUAGAUGUG
Molecule: messenger RNA, 1432 nt
Organism: Ochotona princeps (American pika)
Lineage: Eukaryota; Metazoa; Chordata; Mammalia; Lagomorpha; Ochotonidae
Gene: TMEM229A
Product: transmembrane protein 229A
Exons: 1
Coding region: 1-1092 (363 amino acids)
Source: RefSeq, a predicted model, not a curated record